Molecule: messenger RNA, 4834 nt
Organism: Lynx canadensis (Canada lynx)
Lineage: Eukaryota; Metazoa; Chordata; Mammalia; Carnivora; Felidae
Gene: LRFN1
Product: leucine rich repeat and fibronectin type III domain containing 1
Exons: 5
Coding region: 1693-4005 (770 amino acids)
Molecular function (GO): protein binding
Source: RefSeq, a predicted model, not a curated record
CGGAGUCUUGGAGACCGGGUGGACCUAGGCUUGGGGGCGGGGCCGAACUGUGGAAGUGUGAGAAUGGUUUUGGGUCUCUGUUAGAAAAUCUGGGUCAGGAAUCAACGCAGAGGGAAACUUCUACCUGUUGCCCUCUUUUCAGGCCAAUUCACAUUCCCUGACCUUAGGGGACAUUCUCUACCCGCCCCCCCCCCGGGGUAUCCCCCUUCCCUUCCAGUGACCCCAGGCUGGGGCAUUAUGUUUAUUGCUGAGUGUGGCCCCUGCAGUGAGUCUGGAGUGGGCCCGGCUCCCAGGCCUUCUCCUAAGAGGCACUCAAGAACACGUCUUUACUGAGCACCUCCUGGGUGCCGUUCAUUGUUGUGGACACCAGAGAAAAGUGGUGCCCAUGCCACUCCCCUCAGGAGGCUUAUAGAUCAAUGACUAGACAAUAGGCAAUAAACAGAUAAGUACACAGUAAAGAGGCGAAGAAGCAAACACGAUGAUUAACAAGCAUAAGUGCCAUGUAGGAAAUAAAAUGAGGUGAUGUGAUAGAUAGAAAUAGUGGGACCUGUUGGGACUAUGCUUUUGCUGCCUCCUUAGUCUCUAGGAGAGCCCUCUGGCUCACCUCCCAACAUUUAUUAUGAAAGAUUUCAAACAGGCAGCAAAGUUGAAAAUAAUUUUACAGUGAACACCCAUAUACCCACCACCUAAAUUCUACCAUUAAUGUUUUAUCUUACUUGCUUUAUCAUAAACCCAUCCAUCAACCCUUCCGUCAAUCCAUCUUAUUUUUUAUGUAUUUCAGAGUAACCUGCAGACAUGAGGACAAUUGGUACCGGCCCAGGCCCUAACUCCCUGCAGAGAGGUGAGUGGGGUCCCUCAGGCUGGGGAGAGAGAUGUGGAGUGAUUGGGCCUGUUCUGAGCCAGCUGGAGGCCUGGAGCCCUGCCUGGUAUGGAUUUCAGGGCAGGGUAUGGCAGUGUCGGAAGGGCCCCGGGGCUGGGGGGGGGGGAGAGGGAGGGGGCGGCCAUGACAACAAGAUCAGGAGCAUCAUGUCUGGAUCAGGGCUCGUGGUAGAGCCAGGGCAUGGGUGGUAGGUGGGGGUUUCGGGCCUGGAAGCAUCCCCUCUCUGGGUGGGUCAGGUGGUUGGGACAAGGAAGUCUCCUGAUGAUAUCAGUAGGGGGUACAGAGAGUUUCGUGACAUGAAGUGAACCUUGCAUUUGGAGAGCGACAUGGUUUACCAUUUUGUGUGUGUGUGUGCGUGCACGCAUGUGGGAAGAUCUCCUGGUAGACUGAUCGGCUAGUGGCUGGGAGAGAGGCAGAGAAAAUGAUACAAUAAUAAUAAUGAUGAUGAUGAUGAUGAUGGUGAUGAUGUUAAUAAUAGCUGCUAACACUUAUGUAGUGUUUAGUCUGUCAGGAACUAUUCUGAACAUGUUACAGUGUAUUAUACUUCGUAACAACCCCAUGAGGUAGGUGCUAUGGUUAUCCCCAUUUUACAGAGGAGCACACUGAGGCACAGAGAGGGGAAGUCACUGGAUUCAAGUCGCGCAACGGGGAACUGGGGUGUGAACCUGAGCGGCCAGGCCCGGAUUCUUUCUUGCAAUGCUGCACUACCUCUCAAGAAAUAUGAAGAAACCGAGAUUCAGAGAGGUUCAGACACUUGCCCGAGGUCACACAGCUAGUCUCCCGCCCCACUCCUCCUGCCUUCCAUCUGCACCAUGGCUCCGGGCCCCUUCUCCUCGGCGCUCCCCUCGCCGCCACCUGCCGCCCUGCCCUUUCUGCUGCUGCUCUGGGCCGGGGCAUCCCGUGGGCAGCCCUGCCCCGGCCGCUGCAUCUGCCAGAACGUGGCGCCCACGCUGACCAUGCUGUGCGCCAAGACCGGCUUGCUCUUCGUGCCGCCGGCCAUCGACCGGCGCGUGGUGGAGCUGCGGCUCACCGACAACUUCAUCGCGGCCGUCCGCCGCAGAGACUUCGCCAACAUGACCAGCCUGGUGCACCUCACCCUGUCCCGUAACACCAUCGGCCAGGUGGCCGCCGGCGCCUUCGCUGACCUCCGCGCCCUCCGCGCCCUGCACCUCGACAGCAACCGCCUGGCCGAGGUGCGUGGCGACCAGCUCCGCGGCUUGGGCAACCUUCGCCACCUGAUCCUCGGCAACAACCAGAUCCGCCGGGUCGAGUCAGCUGCCUUCGACGCCUUCCUGUCCACCGUGGAGGACCUGGAUCUGUCCUACAACAAUCUCGAGGCCCUGCCGUGGGAGGCUGUGGGCCAGAUGGUGAACCUGAACACCCUCACGCUGGACCACAAUCUCAUCGACCAUAUCGCUGAAGGUACCUUUGUGCAGCUGCACAAACUGGUUCGCCUGGACAUGACCUCCAACCGCCUCCAUAAACUGCCCCCCGAUGGGCUCUUCCUGAGGUCCCAAGGUUCGGGGCCGAAGCCGCCCACGCCGCUCACGGUCAGCUUCGGCGGCAACCCUCUGCACUGCAACUGCGAGCUGCUGUGGCUGCGGCGGCUGACCCGAGAGGACGACCUGGAGACGUGCGCCACCCCGGAGCACCUCACUGACCGCUACUUCUGGUCCAUUCCUGAGGAGGAGUUCCUGUGUGAACCCCCGCUGAUUACACGGCAGGCGGGGGGCCGGGCCCUGGUGGUGGAGGGCCAGGCGGUCAGCCUGCGGUGCCGCGCUGUGGGUGACCCUGAGCCCGUGGUGCAUUGGGUCGCACCCGAUGGGCGGUUGCUGGGGAACUCGAGCCGGACCCGGGUUCGGGGGGAUGGGACACUGGAUGUAACCAUCACCACCUUAAGGGACAGUGGCACCUUCACGUGCAUCGCCUCCAACGCCGCUGGGGAAGCGACGGCCCCCGUGGAGGUGUGCGUGGUACCCCUGCCUCUGAUGGCGCCCCCGCCGGCCGCCCCGCCGCCCCUCACCGAGCCCGGCUCCUCAGACAUCGCCACGCCCGGCCGACCCGGUGCCAACGAAUCGGCCGCUGAGCGCCGGCUCGUGGCGGCCGAGCUCACCUCGAACUCGGUGCUCAUCCGCUGGCCGGCCCAGAGGCCCGUGCCCGGCAUCCGCAUGUACCAGGUCCAGUACAACAGCUCCGCAGAUGACUCCCUUGUCUACAGGAUGAUCCCAUCCACCAGCCAGACCUUCCUGGUGAAUGAUCUGGCAGCAGGCCGCGCCUACGACCUGUGCGUGCUGGCAGUCUACGACGACGGGGCCACUGCACUGCCGGCCACGCGAGUGGUGGGCUGUGUGCAGUUUACCACUGCCGGGGAUCCCGCGCCCUGCCGCCCACUGAGGGCCCAUUUCUUGGGUGGCACCAUGAUCAUCGCCAUUGGGGGCGUCAUCGUCGCCUCGGUCCUCGUCUUCAUCGUUCUGCUCAUGAUCCGCUAUAAGGUCUACGGCGACGGAGAUGGCCGCCGCGUCAAGGGUACCUCCAGGUCGCCUCCGCGGGUCAGCCACGUGUGCUCGCAGACCAACGGCGCAGGCGCAUCGCAGGCCCCGCCCCCGCCGGCGCAAGACCGUUACGAGGCGCUGCGCGAGGUGACGUCCCCAGCUGCUGCCGCUUUGGCGGUCGAGGCGAAGGCCACCGCCGCCGAGAUGGAUUCCACCGAGCCAGAGGCCGUCCUUGGACGCUCCCUGGGCGGCUCAGCCACCUCGCUGUGCCUGCUGCCAUCUGAGGAAAUCUCUGGGGAGGAGUCUCGGGCCACGGCGGGCCCUCGGAGGAGCCGUUCCGGGGCCCUGGGGCCGCCAGCUUCGGCGCCCCCCACUCUUGCUCUGGUUCCUGGGGGUGCCCCGGCCCGGCCGAGGCCGCAGCAGCGCUAUUCGUUCGACGGGGACUACGGGGCACUCUUCCAGAGCCACAGUUACCCGCGCCGCGCCCGGCGGACAAAGCGCCACCGGUCCACGCCGCACCUGGACGGGGCCGGAGGGGGCGCGGCCGGGGAGGACGGAGACCUGGGGCUGGGCUCCGCCAGGGCACGCCUGGCCUUUACCAGCACCGAGUGGAUGCUGGAGAGUACCGUCUGAGCGGCGGGCGGGCGCCGGGACGCCUGGGUGCCGCGGACAAACGCCCAGCCACCCGGACGCUGGGGCAGGACUCGGGGGCGAAAGCACGGCGCCUAGUGGUCAGACUGGAGGGGGAGACGCGCCCUUCUCCUCCCUGAAGGGGGCGAGGCUGCCUCGUCUGCAGCUCUCGGCCACGCCCCCGGGCCCGGGGGAGUUAGGGGGCGGGCAGCCGGGCCCCCCUCCUCCAAGGACUCCUCGUCCCCCUCCUGCCCCUCCCCCCGCGCGCUCGCGGACCUCGCUGGAGCCGGUGCCUUACACAGCGAAGCGCGGGGAGGGGCAGGGCCCCCCCGACACUGCAGCACUGAGACACGAGCCCCCUCCCCCCGCCCGGGACCGGGGCAGGGGCGAGGGGCCCAUUUCUUGUAUCUGGCUGGACUAGAUCCUAUUCUGUCCCGCGGCGGCCUCCAAAGCCCCCACCCCCACCCCAUUCACCUCCCUGGUCCCGUCGGGUCUGGCUUGGGGUCCCCCUUUCUCUGUUUGUUCCCUUCCUCUCUGUCCCGCCCUAUGUCGUCUUUGUCUCAUGUCUCUGUCCUUCCCUAUUUGUCUCUGUCCCGCCGUCUCUUCUCCCUCCCAUAUCUUGUCCAGUCUCCCUCUCUCUCCUGAUUACCUCUUCCCCACUACACACUCUCCCGGGCAGGUCCCACUGGAAGGACCAGAGUCUCCCCUAUCCCUUCCUCUUUCCCCAAAUAAAUCCCCACAUGAACAAGAUCCAAAACCAAAUCCUCCCCUCCCUGCCGGAGCCGGGACCCUCCGCCGCAGCAGAAUUAAACUUUUUUCUGUGUCUGAGGCC